CACUCCAAGUCUCCAACGCUAUUUUCAAUAGGCCAUAACUUCACUAUUCUGAAACGUUCUCCAGUGGCUUAUUUAAUUAAUUACUCCAGUAAGAAGACUUUGAAAGUGGUUCAUAGAUGCAUAAUAACAAAGAUACAUAUUGAUGAUGUACUGUGUUAGUUGACUUUUAUUCAAGAUCUUCAUAACAAACACCAAUGGCUGAAAUAUCUUCAUACCCAUCUCUAUUCAUAUUACCAAUCUUUCUCAUAUUCAUCUUCAAAUUCUGGGUUCAAAGAAUCAAAAGAUCAUCACUUAAACUUCCUCCAAGUCCACCAAGUCUUCCAUUUAUAGGCCAUUUACACCUUCUAAAAGACCCAAUUCAUAGAACUUUACAAAAAAUCUCAGCAAAAUAUGGUCCUAUAAUCUCCCUUAAAUUUGGAACUCGUCUUGUAGUAUUAGUCAACUCUCCAUCAGCUGUUGAAGAAUGCUUCACCAAAAACGACAUCGUUUUCGCCAACCGUCCUCUUCUUCUCAUGGGAAAAUACCUUGGUUACAACUUCAAUACAAUGGUUACUGCACCAUAUGGUGAUCAUUUUCGUAACCUUCGCAAAAUUAGUUUUCUCGAAGUUUUGUCAACCAACCGUCUUAACAUGACGGUUGGUAUUAGAAGAGAUGAAAUGAAGCAAAUGAUUAGUAAAAUGUAUGAAAGUUCAAGCAUUAGUUAUGUUAAAGUUGAGCUAAAAUCGGUGUUUCGAGUUUUGGUUUUUAAUAUCUUACUUAGAAUGCUUGCUGGUAAGAGAUACUUUGGUGAAGGUGUGGUGGAUGUUGAAGAUGCUGAGCGAUUUACUGAUAUAAUUAAGGAGAUUCUUGAGUUUGCUGCUGCUUCAAAUCCUGCAGAUUUUUUGCCUAUAUUAGGAUGGAUUGAUUAUGGUGGUUAUAUUAAGAGGAUUAAACGUCUUGCAAAGAAGACUGAUACUUUUCUGCAAGGUCUUGUUGAUCAACAUAGAAGGGUGUUAUCUAGUUCAGAAGAUGAAGAAAGUAUGAUUAACCGUCUGCUUAAGUUGCAGGAAUCAGAUCCAGAUUAUUACACUGAUGAAACCAUUAAAGGACUUAUAUUAGUUCUACUAGUUGCUGGGACAGACACUUCCUCAGCAACGAUGGAGUGGGCAAUGUCGCUCCUACUCAACAAUCCUCAUGUUAUGAACAAACUUAAAUCCGAAAUAGAUAUUCAAAUCGGACAAGAUGAAUUGAUCAAUGAGCUAGAUCUUCCAAAAAUACCUUAUCUUCAAAAUGUCAUCUUAGAGACACUUCGGUUGUUUCCCUCAGUCCCCCUUCUACUACCACAUAUGUCAUCCGAUGAAUGUCAGAUCGGUGGGUUUGAUAUACCAAGUGAGACCAUGUUAAUGGUUAAUGCAUGGGCUAUUCAUCGAGACACACAUCAAUGGGAUGAGCCUACACAGUUUAAGCCAGAGCGUUUCGAGAAGGGAGAUGUUAUUGAUCAGUAUAAGUUGCUGCCUUUUGGUGUGGGAAGGAGAGCUUGUCCUGGGGCGAACUUGGGUAAUCGAAUGGUGGGUUUGGCUUUGGGAUCGUUGAUCCAAUGCUUUGAUUGGAAAAGAGUUGGUGAUGAUGAAGUAGAUAUGGCUGAAGGUCGAGGGCUUAACAUGCCAAAAGCACACCCUCUUGAGGCCUUGUGUAAAGCUCGACCAGUAAUGAGUAAAAAUCUUUGAUCUCCUAAAUGUUGAUGUUUGUGUAUGUGAAGCUAAGAGAGCCUUAGUUUGUGUUAAUAUGAGUAUCGUAUUUGUACAAAUUCUAAGCUUAGUACUAGUUUGUGUUAAUAUGAGUAUCGUAUUUGUACAAAUUCUAAGCUUAGUACUUAAUUUCUUAUUGCAUACAUGAGCAAUGCAGUUUGUUACAAUGAAUUUGAACAAUUUUGGAAUGAUUUAUACAAAUGCAACUGCAAGGCAUACUCUGAA
Molecule: messenger RNA, 1952 nt
Organism: Beta vulgaris subsp. vulgaris (sugar beet)
Lineage: Eukaryota; Viridiplantae; Streptophyta; Magnoliopsida; Caryophyllales; Amaranthaceae
Product: cytochrome P450 81Q32
Exons: 2
Coding region: 195-1706 (503 amino acids)
Molecular function (GO): monooxygenase activity; iron ion binding; heme binding
Source: RefSeq, a predicted model, not a curated record